Molecule: messenger RNA, 3677 nt
Organism: Engraulis encrasicolus (European anchovy)
Lineage: Eukaryota; Metazoa; Chordata; Actinopteri; Clupeiformes; Engraulidae
Gene: pigt
Product: phosphatidylinositol glycan anchor biosynthesis, class T
Exons: 12
Coding region: 8-1960 (650 amino acids)
Biological process (GO): attachment of GPI anchor to protein
Cellular component (GO): GPI-anchor transamidase complex
Source: RefSeq, a predicted model, not a curated record
ACUGAAAAUGGCAGCUCACCGCUGUGUUACCUUUCUGUUAGCCUCCACAAUUCUUUGUAGUUUGCUGGUUUGUUACGUGUUCUGCGAUUCUGAACCAGUGAAGGAGGAGACAGCGCAUAUUUCCAAGCCAAAUGAAGUUUUUGUAGAAGAUGAUACGCUUGUGAAAGUUGCCAACGAGCAGCCAGCCGUCGACUCCGACAGUAAACCCAUUGAGGAAACGCACGAUGACAGGCAGUGGCAGGCCACAGAGGAAGAGGCAAUUAUGGCCAAACCUGAGCCGGAGGAGGACAUUGCACCUCCUUCGCCCUUUAAAGACGAAUUUAAAGAAGAGUUGGUGAUAAGACCUUUGCAUUCGGGGGACAUCUACGCAAGCUUUCAGUUUCGCACCCUCUGGAAUACCGAUUUUCUCCAAGGCAAAAGAGUGUCCCACUAUCACCUCUUCCCCAAGUCUCUGGGCCAGGUCAUCUCCAAGUUCUCCAUUCGUGAGAUGCACAUCUCCUUCACCCAGGGCUACUGGCGCACCAUGCAGUGGGGACAGCCCUUCUUGCCCUCCCCGCCUGGAGCAGAGCUCUGGGUGUGGUUCCAGGACACUGUCACAAAUGUUGACGGUGCAUGGAAGGAGCUGACCAAUGUCCUGUCAGGGAUUUUCUGUGCCUCCUUAAAUUUCAUCGACUCAACAAACACUGUGCAGCCCACAGCUUCUUUUAAGCCCCUGGGUCUUGGCAAUGUGACAGACUCCCGCUUCCUGCGUUACGCCAUGCUGCCGCGUGAGAUUGUCUGCACCGAGAACCUCACACCCUGGAAGAAACUUCUCCCAUGUGGCUCUAAGGCUGGACUGGCAGUACUGUUGAAAUCAGAGAAACUGUUCCACAGCAGUUUCCACUCAGAAGCCGUGCACAUCCGCCCUGUGUGUCAGGAUGCUGAGUGUUUGGCGCCAUCUUGGGAGCUCCGGCAGACUCUGAACGUGGUGUUUGAUGUGUACACCUCAGGCCAGGGGAAAAAAGAGUGGUCCCUGUUCAAGAUGUUUUCCCGUACCUUGACUGAAGCCUGUCCUCUGUCCUCCUCCAGUAAAGUCUAUGUGGAUGUAACAGAUAACCCAGAGGGGGAGCUGUUUGACUUGCUCCCGGCCUCUCCCCUGCUGGAGCAAGCGGUGGUGCUGGGUGACAGGCGGACCUAUGUGGUGUAUGACCUCCACAACAAGGACACCUUUGGCAGCACUCGAUCCUUGAACCCACUGGUGCGCUGGAAAGGAGACAGUGGUGAGAUGCUGCGCCCUCUGCUCCACAGUGAGCGCUACGUGGCCGGCUUCGGCCUGCAGACGGGUGAGAUCCACACGGUCAUCUACAACCACCACCCGUACCGCGCCUACCCCGUGCUGCUGAUGGAGACCGUGCCCUGGUACCUCCGCCUCUACAUACACACCCUCACCAUCACCAGCAAGAACAAGGAGAACAGACCCAGCUACAUUCACUACCAGCCAUCAAAGGACCGGCUGAAGCCUCACCUUCUGGAGAUGCUGGUGCAGCUGCCACCAAACUCGGUGACUGAGGUGACGGUGCAGUUCGAAAGGGCCCUCCUCAAGUGGACCGAAUACACACCUGACCCCAAUCAUGGCUUCUAUGUCGGGUCCUCGGUUAUCAGUGCCCUUGUGCCAAGCAUGGUAGCCAUGGACACCAACAACACCAAAGACCGUCCUCUCUUCAGUAGCUUCUUUCCCUGCAAAGAGGAGUCCAGCUACUUUGCCCGCGUGUACACCGAGCCCUUGCUGGUCAACCUGCCCACGCCCGACUUCAGCAUGCCCUACAACGUGAUCUGCCUGACGUGCACGGUGGUGGCGGUGGGCUACGGCUCCUUCUACAACCUGCUGACGCGCACCUUCCAGGUGGAGGAGCCUAGCCCGGGCCUGGCCAAGCGCCUCGCCAACGUCAUCCGAAGGUGGAGGGGCGUCCCGCUACUCUGAUCUGAGCAGCGCAUAUUGACCCCUUUUUUAAGAAGUUACGUUGUCACUGACUGCGCGCGCAUUGUUGGCUCAAACACACACACACACACACACACACAGUGCAGACCCUACAGUAAAGAGAGAAGACAUGCCGUCCUGAAGAGUGUACGGUUGUUAAAAAAAAAAAUAAAAAAAAAUCCUAAAAGUACACUUGUAAUGCUAUUCUGAGAGCAAAUAGGCUGUUCCAGAAGCAUAGGAGAUUUUUUUUUUACAAGAAAUUCAACGUACUGACUGGACUGAGGACACCAUCAGGAAUGCCCUUGUCUGUGGCGCCCACUUUAUAUCGUUAUCAGUAUCGUGACCAUCCAUUUUCUUAUUUCGGAAAAAAAACACCUGGCUUGUUUCUUUACAAAUGUGCGGUACAUGGUCGAUUCUGCUCCAACAAUGCGCGCGCAGUCCCGAUUACAUCACAUCUGUGUACAAACAGUAAGGGGGUCUAUUGAUACACAGAACACUAGAUGUCACGUUCAGACUUUUUGAUGUCUUCAUGGAAGCAAUGUUAUCCAUGUACAAAGAAUGUCAGCAAUCAGAUAUAGCCACUCAUUCCAAUAGAUCGAGGUAGUCAGUCAGCGCAACAUCUAGUGUUCUACUGUACUGGAGCAAGGAGCCAAGACAUACAGGAAAUACUCUCCUCCAAGAAGUAUGUGGCACGCUGAACUCUGCCGAUUAAUGGCGAGAACACUGUGGAACUGAAAACAGUGCUGCUUGCCGGGAGACAUGGAGGGGGAAGGAUGUCCCCUUGAGAUGGUGAAUAGUUUUACCUGUCAAAGAUGGCUUUUGAAAUAAUUCAGACAGAAGAUGAAAUGAUAGCUCAUCUGACCCACUUUGGGACUGGAUUUUUUUUUGAAGCACUGAUUGUUGUUUGGUGCUUGCCUUCUUUUUUUAUUUAUCUGAAUGAAAUUGAACAAGCAAAGUCUUGAAAACAUCUGUGUCAUUCAGAAGAAGUAUCCAGCCACUCCCAUGCUUGGGGCAUUACUGGUUAUGUUCUCAGGACAUCUGAUUAUUAUUGAAGGCUUUACUACUGAGGACACCUGUGCCACACAUAUUGCACUGUUUUUUUAUUUGUGUUGUUUAUUUUUAUAAGUUUGUCAAAUGACAAACAGGGUGAAAGGAAUUAAUUAUUUCAUUGUUUUGAACUGUUCUUUACAGAUGAAGUGUCUCAUUAUUUAUUUUUGUUCUUAUGCUCUGUCCUUAAAUUAAUUUGGUGAUAGGAACUCCACACUGCCCAGCAUUGUUUCAGUAAUUGGACUUUUGUGCAACCCAAUUCAGAUCAUUUAGCAAAGAACAUGAUGUACCCUAUUCUUACAUGUGGGCUUUUGAAUGCAACACGGCAUGCAAAGCUUGGCAUAUCUUGCCAUUGUUGAAAAAUGUUGAUUUUAAAGUGUGAGCAUGCACGUGCACACACACACACAGAUAUGCAAGCAAGCACAAUUUAGUACUGUUUUAUUUGGCACAUAAAACCAUUUAUUUUGGGAGUUAAGUAUCCAUUUCUGGAAACAUUUGGCAGCAGUCGGUUGUUGAAUGAUGUUAUGGUCUAGCUAUUCGGCCUUAAGUCAUAGCUCCUUUUCUGUCCUAGACUUAACAAGCAUCUUGUCUUAAUUUUGGUUCUAUUGCUCUCUUUUUUUGACCUGAAGGCUUCUCAAAGUAAGAGAUUAUGAAUUAAAGGGGAAAAAAGUUA